Molecule: messenger RNA, 10884 nt
Organism: Hippoglossus stenolepis (Pacific halibut)
Lineage: Eukaryota; Metazoa; Chordata; Actinopteri; Pleuronectiformes; Pleuronectidae
Gene: ago2
Product: argonaute RISC catalytic component 2
Exons: 20
Coding region: 236-2929 (897 amino acids)
Biological process (GO): regulation of DNA-templated transcription; regulatory ncRNA-mediated gene silencing
Cellular component (GO): RISC complex
Molecular function (GO): protein binding; endoribonuclease activity, cleaving siRNA-paired mRNA; RNA binding
Source: RefSeq, a predicted model, not a curated record
UGGCCCUCUCACUGCUGUUUUGUGUGUUGGGGGGAUGGGGCCGCGCAGAGGAUGAGAGUCUCCACACAUUUACCACUUCGCUAACUAAAUAGCUUUCUUUCCGAGCCGGCUUUCCUCCAUCCGCUCCGUGUACAUCAACACCCCUUCGACCACGCAUGAGUUUCGGUGGGAUUCGGCCAAAAUAAAGUGGAGUAUCCGCACGUCCACGACUCACGCUCAGAGAAAAGUCGACAAAAUGUAUUCCUCUCCCGGAGCUACCGAGAUGACCGAGCCCGCCCGUUCCUCCGGGUCAUUAAGCUCCGAUCCCCCAUCUUCACCGGUGCCAGAAUAUGUGUUCAAGCCACCAUCACGGCCAGACUUUGGCACCAUGGGCAGGACAAUCAAGCUCCAGGCCAACUUCUUUGAGAUGGAAAUCCCCAAACUGGAGGUCUACCAUUAUGACAUCGACAUCAAGCCCGAGAAAUGCCCCAGGAGGGUCAAUCGUGAAAUUGUGGAGCACAUGGUCCAGCACUUUAAAACACAGAUCUUUGGUGAUCGAAAGCCAGUGUAUGAUGGGAGGAAGAAUCUCUACACAGCCAUGCCCUUACCCAUAGGCAGAGACAAGGUAGAGCUUGAAGUGACCAUUCCUGGUGAGGGCAAGGACCGCAGCUUCAAAGUAUCCAUCAAGUGGAUGUCCUGCGUUAGUCUGCAAGCUCUGCACGAGGCACUGGCAGGGCGGCUUCCCAGUGUCCCCUUUGAGACCAUUCAAGCCUUGGAUGUGGUCAUGAGGCAUUUGCCCUCAAUGAGGUAUACCCCAGUGGGCCGUUCUUUCUUCACUCCAUCAGAGGGAUGUUCGAACCCCCUCGGUGGUGGCAGAGAGGUGUGGUUUGGCUUCCAUCAGUCUGUCAGGCCUUCCCUCUGGAAAAUGAUGCUCAACAUUGAUGUUUCCGCCACUGCAUUCUACAAAGCCCAGCCUGUAAUUGAGUUCAUGUGUGAGGUCUUGGAUUUCAAAAGCAUUGAAGAACAACAGAAGCCCUUAACAGACUCUCAACGAGUUAAAUUUACAAAGGAAAUCAAAGGAUCAACGGACAGUGGGGGAAUUUCCAACUCUCGUCUCCUCUGUCCAGGUCUGAAGGUGGAGAUCACUCACUGUGGGCAGAUGAAGAGGAAGUACAGAGUGUGCAACGUUACCAGAAGACCUGCCAGCCACCAAACGUUCCCUCUGCAGCAGGAGAACGGCCAAACUAUUGAAUGCACAGUAGCACAGUACUUCAAAGAUAAGUACAAGCUCAUCUUGCGAUACCCCCACCUCCCAUGUCUACAGGUGGGACAGGAGCAGAAGCACACCUACCUACCUCUAGAGGUGUGUAACAUAGUGGCAGGACAGCGCUGCAUAAAAAAACUGACAGACAAUCAAACAUCCACUAUGAUCCGCGCCACAGCCCGAUCUGCACCAGACCGUCAGGACGAGAUUAGCAAACUGAUGAGAAGUGCCAAUUUCAACACUGACCCUUACGUUCGCGAGUUCGGAGUGAUGGUGAGAGACGAGAUGACGGAAGUGAACGGCCGCGUCCUGCAGGCCCCCUCUAUCCUGUAUGGAGGCAGGGUACGUGGAGCAACUGCUGAUAACAAAGCAAUAGCCACACCUAUCCAGGGAGUAUGGGACAUGAGGAACAAGCAGUUCCACACUGGCAUCGAGAUCAAAGUGUGGGCCAUCGCCUGCUUCGCACCACAGAGACAAUGUACUGAACUCCUGCUCAAAGCCUUCACAGAUCAGCUGAGGAAGAUCUCCAGGGAUGCAGGGAUGCCCAUCCAGGGUCAGCCUUGCUUCUGUAAGUACGCCCAGGGAGCGGACAGCGUGGAGCCCAUGUUCAGGCACCUCAAGUACACCUACCAGGGCCUCCAGCUGGUCGUGGUUAUCCUGCCGGGGAAGACGCCUGUCUACGCUGAAGUGAAGCGUGUCGGGGACACUGUACUCGGCAUGGCCACGCAGUGUGUGCAGGUGAAGAAUGUUCAGAAGACGACACCUCAGACUCUCUCCAACCUCUGUCUGAAGAUCAAUGUGAAGCUGGGUGGCGUCAAUAACAUCCUGCUCCCACAGGGCAGGCCGUUGGUGUUCCAGCAGCCAGUAAUCUUCCUCGGUGCAGAUGUGACUCAUCCGCCUGCAGGAGAUGGAAAAAAGCCUUCCAUCGCUGCUGUUGUUGGUAGUAUGGAUGCCCACCCGAGCAGAUACUGUGCCACAGUCCGGGUGCAGCAGCACCGUCAGGACAUCAUCCAGGACUUGGCCACCAUGGUGAGGGAGCUUCUCAUUCAGUUCUACAAGUCCACCCGCUUCAAGCCCACCAGGAUAAUCUACUACCGCGAUGGCAUCUCCGAGGGCCAGUUUAACCAGGUGGCUUGCACAGUUCUUCAGCAUGAACUGCUGGCCAUCCGUGAGGCCUGCAUCAAACUAGAGAAGGACUACCAGCCCGGUAUCACCUUUGUUGUCGUGCAAAAGAGACACCACACAAGACUGUUCUGUAUGGACAGAAAUGAGAGGGUUGGGAAGAGCGGCAACAUCCCUGCAGGCACCACGGUGGAUACGAAAAUUACUCACCCAUCCGAGUUUGACUUCUACCUUUGCAGUCACGCUGGAAUUCAGGGCACCAGCCGGCCGUCUCACUACCACGUGCUCUGGGACGACAACCACUUCACUGCAGACGAACUGCAGGUUCUCACCUACCAGCUUUGCCACACUUACGUGCGCUGCACCCGGUCAGUUUCCAUCCCAGCACCAGCCUACUACGCCCAUUUGGUGGCUUUCAGGGCUCGCUAUCACCUGGUGGACAAAGAGCAUGAUAGUGCUGAAGGAAGUCAUACCUCAGGCCAGAGCAAUGGGCGCGACCAGCAAGCCUUGGCUAAGGCCGUUCAGAUCCACCAGGACACGCUGCGCACCAUGUACUUUGCCUGAGAGCAUACAACCCCAGGGUGGCGUGGGUGAGACUGAUGGAACACACUACCAUAAUCCCCCUGCUGUCUCGCCGUCAGCUCUAGAUAACAUCACAGUGGUUUUACAUCGUGAUCUUCCUACUUAACAAACCUGUCAGCUGCCCAUACAUCUACAAUUGUACUUGAGCCCCUAACCCACCCAAACCAAGCCAGCUAUUAGAUUACGAUGCAAAAGAAUCCCUCUUUCGCGGGGGUUGAGUUAGAGGAGGUUCUAUAUACAUGUUGUGACAUGUUGUGCAUUCGUGUGUUUGUACUUGUUGUAGGGGAAUAUGUCUGAGAGGAAGAGGAAAAGUUUUUACACUGAUGGGUGAAAUCUACCAUUUCUAAACAAGUGGGAAUUAACAUUUUACAUUGGGGAGGUUUCUAAUUAAGCUGUUCACCCUCCUCCUGUUUUUUAUUGUUUGUCAUGGUCUUGGUGCUCGAAGGGCGAAGGAGACGUCAAAAAGAUGAGGGGUCCCGUUCACUGUUUAUAUGCCUGAUGUUUCGCUCCUCUGACAAACAUUAUUUAUCAGCCAAUCAAAGCAAAGUGCACUGACCAGAGUGGGUACUUAACCUGGACAAAAGUACUUAAUAUAUUGAGGAUGUGUGUGAUUUUUCACAUAGGGCACUAUGUGAUGAAAAGUGCCAUUUAAGACCACCUUUCUAUCGUCAUUUCUAUGUAAAAUACGAUGAUAUAUUUGUCCCACAUCUGCUGGGUUUUCAGUAUUUGUCCUUGAUUGACCGUGACGACCAUUUUAUGCCAAAUCUGGUGACAACUUACAAAAGGAUUCCUCGAGUCAGAUUUGUUUUCAAACCUCGAACCAACCGUUCAUUCUAGAUGGGGUGGCUUUUAGUGUCCAGAUUUAAAGUGCAGCAAUUUUAUCCUCCAGAACUGAUAAAGUUGCACCAGUAAUUCCCGUACGAGAACUAGUGUAUCGGGACUGGAUCCCAACAAGGACUCCUUUCUAAUGUACUCUGAGCCAUGUUGAUAAAACCACACACACACGAUGUAGAAAUCAACAUAGAAGGGAUCUUGAUGAAAUCAGUUUUCCUUCCUUCCGUUUUUAUAGUCUAUUUUAAUUUCAAUCAUUUUAUUUUGUAAUGAAUAUGCAUGUAGCUGACUCAUCUUUUUAGACAUUUAGGCAUUCGUGACAAUUGUUCCUUUCUCCUACUUGUACACAUUAACCCUUCUUCGGCAGAACAAGCGUUUUCUGCGGUGUCUUUGUCAGAGCAACGUUUGCGUGGCGUAUCGAUAUCCGGGCGUACGGUACAGGGGAGUGAAAGCUGAGUUUAACUGAUUGAAAUUUCCUUUAAAAAAAACUCUUGAAUUAUAGUGUUUGCUCCGGGAAACGGGAGCAGUCGUCGCACAAAAGCUUGGGUUUUAUGCAAAUGACUUUUUGUGAGUCUUUAUACUAUAUAUAGUAAUGUUGGUAAUAAGGUAUAUUUUGAAUAAGCUUUCAGUGAAGGCUGCUGAAAAUACUAUAAAGAUUUUUGUUAAAGUGACUGGCCCACAUGUAGUCUAAAUUAACACUGUCUAUUUGUAUACAGAUUUUAAAUGCAAAUAUCCUCUUGCCUUUUGGAGACUGUUACAGUCUUACUAAUAAUUCUAGACGUUUCCUAACACCCCACCUAAGUUUUACUACUAAGUUAAGCUGGCGAAUGUUCACAAAGCCCUGAUCAGAGGCAAGUAGUCUAUUUUCUAACUAUGCAUCAUUUGUAUCCAAGAGAUUUAACAGUGGGUUAUCUCACAGGAAUUUAGGUCAUUUAUAGAGGUAGAUAAUCAGGGCCUUUUUUUUGUUAUCUAUGUUUUUUUUAGCAUGUUGCAUUUAGUAGCGUUUCUUAGUGCUUAUCAGCAUCUUCAUGCCUUUCUAACGGGAUGAAGUAUUUAUGUGGUUAUUUGUAACAUUGUAGAUUUUAUAACCUUUAAAAAAAAAAAAAACUUGGGUGUAUCCUUUGUAACACACGAUCUUUCUUAGCCAAACAAGAUUACAAACUUUUACAUGAUUUAAUAAUCGAAAAAAAGACAUGGAAGCACAACAAGACAUGUUGAUCUCUAGGUGCUAGAAGUUUUCACUGUAAACCACCUUUAAAAUCCUCACUGGAUUUGGUCCACAGAGCUUUUUCCUCGUACGCUAAAGGAAGCUUCAUCAUUUUGAGGAUCUUCUCUUCUCUUCUCUCUCAAAUUGACGACCUCUCCCCGUUACCCUCUGAACUCAUUACCUGCAAAGCAACUAGAAAAAAGCCGACUGACUGUGUUUGUGGGGCAUUCUUAAAAAAAAAAAAAAAUCACCUACUUGAUAUUUACUGUUAUGAUGUCAAUAUUGUUCUUAUGGGUGCUGGUCUCACAACAUGUAGAUUUGGAUGCACUUUUGAUAGCAGAACGUUGGUAUGGCUUCUAUAGAUGUAGUUCCUCAAUCCAAGCAGGAGACUCGGCCAUACUGUGUGACACUGGCGUAAUUGUAUGGAAAUGGCCGUGUGUUCUACCUCUUGUUACCUGUUUUAAGUGUUAUGGUAACAUCACAACACUGGCCAUUUCUGUAUAAUUACCCCUGCUAUCUCUCUAAUUGGCAUUGUUUGAGUCUUGCAUUUACAGUAGAGGUUUAAAACGCUUGGCGUGCGUGAUGUCCAACGUGCUUUUCUUAGUUUGUCCUUGUGAUUUUUAGUAGUUUUACUCAAACUGAUAAGAGAGAAUGUCUUUUUUUUUCUUUCCUUUUUAGUGGUUUUGAGCGUCUAGCUGUACGACCAAAUCCUUGAAGUGUGUUUGUAUUCACACACAGCUUUUCCCUGCAUUUGUUCCUUUAAUUCUAUGCACCAAUGAAAUGACGGACAUUUGCUCGACACAUGCGUUUUUUUUCCACUAGAGAAGUGUGACAGCGAAUGCAGAGCUCACAUCGGGUGUGGUCACUGCGUCGUAGACAAAUUGACGAACAGCGCCACUCGGGUUCAUUUACAGACUGUUAAUUAAAGUUGCUUGAGAGCGCAAAAGAAACGAGAAAACAGCUGAGAAAUUCACGUUAAUAGAUGUUUGUAACGCAGCGAGGUCAAUCUGAUCGGGUCAAAUUCAGCACAGAACAUUUAUUAAUUUGCUAAUUAAAGUACAGUUUAGUACAAAAGUACAAAGCUCUGCAUUCUGUAACGUGAAUGUCCUCUUCUCUGUGUGAAUGCCGGCCUUUACGAUGCUGCCACAAGCAUCCACGUGAGUUCAUGUACUCGAAUGUUCAGUCUCUCAAAGGGAUGCCUGGGUGUUAGUGUUCUAGUCGGCGUUGGUCAUUCUCCAGAAGAUGCCUGAGUGACAUUGUGACCACAAUAAUAACGGGUGUCCCCAAAAAGAAAUUUUGCUAAUUCCAAACAUCAAGAUGUCAUUUAGGAGACCUGUGUUUACUUGUCGUCAUUGCUUCUUUUGUUUGUUUGUUUGUUUUUGUGUUUUUUCGUUACCGAUACCAGCACCUUAAAAUACCAGAUGACAAUAGCAUUGCUUUUUUUUUCCUGGAGAUAAAACUCAAAACAUUUGACAAAUGUUAUUUUUGCACUAAACAAGAAUGGACUUUGUACCUGUCGCAGCAUUAAGACUAUUAUCAGGUGGCAGAAUGGCAGACAUUAUUUUCCCCUCCUUUUCUUUUGUUAUUCAGAAAGAAGCAGUUGGCAUUGGAGGCUUUUCAAAAUAAAAGAUGCACAGAGCCUCAAAUAUGUGUGCUUGUUGAGCCGACCAGCAUUUAGCAUGUAAUCCUUCAAAAAAAAAAAAAAUCCUGAUGCCUUUAAAUGUUAAUGAAAGAGUGAAACUUUGUAGUCGCAUGGGUGGGUUGCCUUUGCAUACUGAUGUGGGUGAAAGGUGCUUCACGCAAAAACAAUCGUGACAGGAUGAGUUGAAAAUCACCAGUUGUGGAUGAUGCCGUUUGUUGGAGACGCGAUACCAAAGUGCUGUGCGAGGGGUAAAGUGCAGGAAGGCGGCAGUGUGCAUAGGAAAUCAUACUGAAACCAGCCGUGUCGGACAUAUCGAUAUUCAGAAGAGGCUUUAUACCUUUUUCAUCAAUCUGCCUGAUCAUGAGCUAAAUGGAGAAUGUGUUUGAAGUAGGGAUGUCACAUUACCUAACAUUGUAGCUGUCGAUAGCGAUACCAUGAAAUUUCCACGAUUCUCGAUGGCCAAUUCGAUACCACUGCAAAAAAACAAUAAAUAUCAUUUACUUCAUCACACACUCCUUUAUUUAACAUAUUUGAACAUCCAAAAAACAGUGGCUAUGUAGCCUUCAAGUAAUAAAUAAAAAGAAAAGACUUAUUACAUUAUAAAGCAGAACACUGGCAUAUAGGAAAGUAACACUCCUAUAUACUUGAGUGUGCCUGCACCGAUCCCGAAGCAGCGGCAACCUCUGGUACUGUUAAAAAAAAUAGUACCAUGACACUUUUGGCAUCGACUUGGUACCGAAGUAUCGGUUCUCUUGACAUCCCUAGUUCGAAGAAACACAUACACCAGCCUGGAUGAAUGUGGCACUGCUCCCUCAGUAAAACAGUUCCCAAGGUGCUUAGGUGUCCAUAUUACCUGAAGUGGGAACCAUAAUUAUUAGACAACACUUUUUUUUUUAUCAGACACGUAAAUUAAAUGCACACCUCGACCUCAGUUCAGCUGUUUUUCCGUUAUCUGGAGUGGACAGAACCCGGACAAAGCAGGUUCUACAAAUGGCUGAUUUGUAAAUAACACACUAUAUCGUAAGAUAAUUUCAUUCAGCAGAUAUUCCUCAAUGUCUGUAUGUUUAAAAUUUAGGGUUGAAACAGUGAUCAGCCUGUUUACUGACUGGCUUUUGAAUAGUUUUGGAAUUGACAAAAUAGCUUGAUUUCAGAUGAUGCGACGACUUAUACACAAGUUUAUUCCAAACCCUUUACCCUCGGUGUACUAAUGUCUUUCCUCCAAACCCAUUUCCUUUAGAGAAACUAUUGCUGACAGAAAGAAACCUCUUGUAGAGUCAGACCUAUUUUCCUAGCUCCAAAUAAUAACUAUGAAUGUACUUAGAGCCUGCGUGGUUUGUAAUAUUGUAUAGGCGAUCCAUCCAGUCAAUUUAUAGUCAUGUUUGCUUCUCGUGUACAACCUUUUCUUUUCUCCUUUCUUUUUAAUUUAUAGGCUUUAACAGUUGCAGAAAGUAUUAUGUUUUCUUUAAUAUUUCGUUAAUUCGCAGCUCAUAUAAUAUAUCUUCUCACUGCGAGACAUAGAAGUCUGCAGUUGUCUUUGUCUGGGUGUCGGCUGCUGUAGUCUUUAGGAGGCGAACGUUGUCUCGCUGGGGCAAAGAGGGGACAUCUUUCCCGUGCUUGAGUGGUGCUGUAACAUACGAGCCGUGUGCGUAUAUACGAUGGUUGCUUUUGUGUGGGAUCUUGUUUGCCGUUGAAUAUUUUUGUCUUCUACUUCUUUCUGUCUGAGCGGAGUUAUCAUGUAAAAAUCGUGUAAAAUCCUCCCCCGAGUUUGAUUCACUAACUAAUUAGCGCAGUGCCACUUGUUUAUUCUGUUCCGUACUUUAGUUGAUUGUAUUACUUAACAGUUUUUUUUAUCCCACAUUUACGACAGCUUUACAUGGCGCUCUGUUGGUUUCAGCCGAGCUACUUCUCCCGUUCCUUUGCCUAGAUUAACCUUUUCAAAGCAUCACCUUGUCCAUGAGUGUUUAUCAUGCCAAUGUCCAUCCAGUUAGCCGCAGCCGUGUGACGCCAGUGUGGUAUCAAGGUUUUUCAGAUACUCUGUUGUUGUUGUUUUUUUAGCUACACGUCUGAAUUAUUAAGUAUAAAUUCAAAUGGGUUUCCAGCAGUCCUGAAGAAAUGACCUCUCACGUCCACCACAUGCGGCUUCUUCAUGUUUCCAGUGCGUCUCAGUCCUCAGCUACGGUCCAGACUUACAUCUUUAAGUUUUAAUGGAUCAGACAAUCAUCAUCCCAAGGAAGUGAGUCCAAAGAUGAUGCCUCUACAUUCCACAGCUUAUUCUAUCUUAUUCAAUAUUGUCUACAAACAUUCAGGUUUCCCAGACAAUAAAUCCCCUCGAUUUGGGUGACCCCUUAACUUUUCAUCUUGUGCCAUAAUUGGUUCAAAAUGUAAAAGUAACCUUCAUGUUGUCACCUGUACUUUGUGUUCAGUGCUAGUUAGUUACACGCUGAACAAUGAAUGUGGACAUGGUUAAGUUCAGCCAACUUAACAUUAACAUGUUGGCUUUAUGAGCGUGAGCAUGUCCGUAUGCUGACUUGAGCCUUCAUCUCGAAACACUGCCGACCUUAAGCACACAGAGCUGCUCGCCUGGCUGUAGCCUCUUUGUCUUUUGUUCUACAAGCGCCUUGGAACUCGUAUGCAGCUCGUUUCUACUCAGUGUGAUAACAAAUACACUGGCUGAAUUUUAAAUCACAUUUUAACAAGUUAAUACACAAUUACAACCUUCAGACCCUUCGACCUUUUGGCACCUGACAAAGACGGUGGAUGCUCUUGAGAGUCAACUGAGCUGAGACUUGGUCAAACUGAACCGAGAUGUGACCAAGCUGCACGUGGUGGAUAUCAGGGGUCUCGCUCGGGGCUGCAGUGAAUCUGACCUCGACUGAGAACUGCUACCAAGCUUCACCAAACCAAACCAAUGCCAUCCAGUUGAUUUACACGCAGCCAAUCAUGCAAGACUUAGGGCAACGUGUUUUGUUUUGUUUCUUUCAAAGCAUUUCUUGUCCUCAGAAUGACUUGGCUUUUUAAUUUACCAACUUGGAAAAAAAACUACCUCAGAGCAGUGUCAGGUGCUAGCUAAAUAUCCCUAAUUUUUAACCGCGGCAACGAAAUCAAAAAUUGUAGUGACCAAACCAAUACAAGCCAAUAUCUCGUGAGAGCACUGUUCUUUUCUUGAACCUCGACUGGUCGGUUGCUUUAGAGACAUGUUAGGGGACCAAAUCUUUGUAAUCGGGAGUCUCGUCAUUUCAUUUAAGUCCUUUUGUUUUUCAACUGGCAGCCACAAAAAAUAAUCAAGCACAAAUAAGGAUUCAUACAUGUUGUGAAACAAACGAUAGGCUCGACUGAAUCAUAUGUUAAAUAAUUACUUUAAACUAUGAGUGUGUUAAUAUUCCAGAUACAUUUUGGUGAUGUAGAGGAAUGUUUUUGGUGGCGAUGAGGGUUUUCUCGGAAAAGACGUAUGUACAGCAAUAAUGUCAGAGUGAGAGCUACGAGUUGUUGGUAAUUAUUCGUUCGUCUUUACGUCAGUUUUUCAUCUUAACGCAGUUCAAGGCAACGCUCGAGAAACAUUUGAGACUCUUAGUCAGCAGAACACUUAUCAAAUGGAGAGAUGUGGGAACCAGCUUUUCUGUGGUUGCUUUAAAAAGAUUGUUGAAAUAUUCAGAUCGUCGCUCCAUGUGAUCAAAUGCCUCCAUUUCUCUGCCGUGUUAAACCCAGUACUGCAAUAAAAUCAGGGCUGAAUGUCCCUCGCUCUUAUUCAGUUAAUUUCCCCCCUUUCUUUCCUAUGAUUACCCGAACUCGACGCCAUUUUUGUUUAGGGUUUGACGUAUAGUUUUGCAUGCAACCAUUUUCAAAGGGAAUAUACACAUUUUACCGGACUUUACAAUGAAUCAAAAUCAUCGUAAACAUCAGCGAAAGGUACAUAUGAGGUUGUGCGGCGGUUAACGUCAGGUUGUUGUCAUUUUAGUGUGAACGGAAAUCAUCCAGUGUGGCGAUAGUCGAUUUGAAUGUGUGCCUUUUGUGGGUUUCUCUGAGUCCUCUCUACAUUCAAACAUACAAGAAUCCGCUGCGCCGCAUGAAAACAAGAAUCUAUUCCCAUUUUUAAUUAUCAUGCAACCUUUCGUGUAGACGCUGCAUAGAACGAUCAGUAUUUGUGUUUUGCACUUUCAAAGCAGUCUCAAAAAAGAUGUCCAUGUGAGGAUGGGCAAAAAGUAAAAAGAAAAAAAAAAAAACAGACGAGGUAUUUUAUGCUAUCAAUAGGAAAUAUAA